Molecule: messenger RNA, 1003 nt
Organism: Monopterus albus (swamp eel)
Lineage: Eukaryota; Metazoa; Chordata; Actinopteri; Synbranchiformes; Synbranchidae
Gene: cenpa
Product: histone H3-like centromeric protein A
Exons: 5
Coding region: 172-618 (148 amino acids)
Cellular component (GO): nucleosome
Molecular function (GO): DNA binding; structural constituent of chromatin; protein heterodimerization activity
Source: RefSeq, a predicted model, not a curated record
GCUGUUAUUUGAAUUUCAUUUGGAUCUUCCUGUGUUGACGUGUGGUUUGUGUACUUCGGUUUUGCAGUACUUUAUUAAUCUGAGUUCGGGAAUAGUUUUCAACACCAAAGUCUUUCACAGUCUGUCUACAGUAUUAUUCCUCUUGUGGUCUUGACCUCUGUAUUGGAGGCCAUGCAUCAUGGUUCACCUACCAGACGGCGAAAGGGCAGACUCCCUCAGCGUCGUCCCCCGCUGCCACCCCCAGGGACCUCUGUUUCGACACCCCGGUCACCAAGAAGAAGUGGAGUUUCAAGGCCGCCUCCAGGAACUCCCAAGAAGAGAAGAUUCCGACCAGGGACCAAGGCCUUAAUGGAGAUCCGCAAGUAUCAGAAGAGCACCGAUCUUCUGCUCAGGAAGGCACCCUUCUCUCGCCUGGUUCGUGAGGUGUGCCAGAGUUUUUCUAGAGAUGCUCUACGUUGGCAGGUCUACGCUCUUCUGGCCCUGCAGGAGGCUGCAGAGGCAUUUCUCGUCAUGUUAUUCUCAGAUGCCAACUUGUGUGCUAUCCAUGCCAAGCGGGUCACUUUGUUUCCUCGCGACAUUCAGCUGGCCAGGAGGAUCCGCGGGGUGGAAAACAUGUAAAUAACCUGUACAGAGUGGACAAGAGAAUAGCAGCAACAGGAAGGAAGCACUCAUGUUCUUUUCACUUCAGACUGUUUUUAUACUUUCAUAACAUGUUUAAUCUGUUCAGAAAAUGCUAUACCUGCUUUUAAUCUAUUUCUAAUGAUGUGCUAUAUUUUUUGGAAAUUGGAUUUUAAUUUCCUGAAGGAAAAAAAAAGUCUUAACAUUUACCAAUUCUGCAAUAAGCUCAAAUUCAAGUACAGUGAAUUUACUUCAUCUCCAUUAGGUUGGGUGUUACCAAGAAAAGAAAUUGUCAGAAAAUAAUUCUUAUCAACCAGACAUAAUUUGGUUUACACUGUACUGUCCUUUUACUUUGUGGAAUAGAUUUGCUGGAUUACUGUGAUUA